Molecule: messenger RNA, 2868 nt
Organism: Mugil cephalus (flathead mullet)
Lineage: Eukaryota; Metazoa; Chordata; Actinopteri; Mugiliformes; Mugilidae
Exons: 3
Coding region: 211-1251 (346 amino acids)
Molecular function (GO): GTP binding
Source: RefSeq, a predicted model, not a curated record
ACCUGAAUUGCGGGGAAACACUACACCGUUAUUGGCUGGAUUACAACGAGUUAUUCAUUCCUCGGUGUCAUCAACACAUCCCCACAACAGAUGGAGCUGUGUUCACCUCAGAUGGAGUUAACUUCAGUCCAGAGGCUGAGUCAGGCUGCAGGAAUCAGGAAGUCUCGUUUAUUUAUCCCGGACUGAACACACACUGAAUCCGGACCAACAAUGUCCGCAUCUGCUUCGCAGUCAGAGCUGAGGCUCGUGGUGCUGGGGCGCACCGGAGCAGGAAAGAGAUCCGCAGUCAGCGCCAUCCUGAACCUACAAGACCCGGAUCAGGGCGCGGAUGCUUCUGGUGUCCGGGAGUGCAGCAAACUCAUCGGGGAGGCUGCAGGCAGACAGGUGGUGUUAGUCUCUAGUCCUGCCUGGUUCGGCUCAGCCUGCAACCCAGAGGAAAGGAGAAAACACAUCUCCUCCUUCAUCGCCUUAUCCAGCCCCGGACCACACGCCUUCCUGCUGUGUGUCCCUCUGAACCAGCCGGCCGAUGGAGAAUUCAAGGCUCUGGACGCCCUCGAGAAGCUGUUUGGCCAAUCCGUCACCAGAAACACCAUCAUACUCUUCACCCACACGGAGGAGCUGGGGGAGGACGAGCAGCUGGAGGAAUACCUCGUCACGUGGCGCAAGGACCUCCGGCAGCUGGUGGAAAGAUGCGGCGAUCGCUACCACACUCUGGAAACCCGCGACGGGGAAGAGGCGGAGAGGAAAGCUGUGGAAGAGCUGCUGGAGAAGGUCGAGGAGGUGACGACGGAGAGCGGCACGCAGCACUUCAGCUGUCCUCUCUACGAGGAGGCUGAGGAGAGGGUGAGGGGGAGGCAGGCGGAGAUAGCGAAGCAGAGGAGAGGAGCGGAGGAAACGAAUGACCGGGAAUCACCAACAGACUCGCAACCGGAGGAAAACGUGACAGAAGAGGAAAUGGAAGCGGCCCGGGACGAGGCGGAGAGGAGCAUCGGCGAUCUGAACGUGGACGUGGAUGAUAUUUUCCCUCCCGCCUGCGUCUCGCCUUCUUCAACCUCUCCGUCUUUUCUCUGGGGCCUGUGGGAGAAACUCACCGGCUGGAUCAAGUGGCUUCCCACUCUGGUGAGACGAGAGGCCCUGCUGGGAGCCUUGGUGGGCCUCUUUGUGGGGGGGCCCGCCGGAGGUAUGGUGGGGGCCACCGUGGGGUCCGUGGCCACUGAAGUGGGCAGAAGAAAAACUCAGAAAACUAAAUGAGACACGACCUCACAUUAAUAUAUUAUUAUGCAGUGUGUUGCACCAUGAAGUCAGUUAACUGUUUUCACAGCCUACUAGCUGCCAAAAAUAGUAUUUAUGCCUCAUCUCUAAGGCCUUGACUUAACAUCCGACCUGUGCGAGUACCAAUUUCACUCUCUGUAUGCAAAUAAACACCAAUGAGGUUGUAUCAGCCAGGACGGAUGUUAAUCCAAGGUGCUAGCGGGGCCAAAGCUGCACUACUUACGUCAGAAUGGUUACUAUUGUUGCAAAAAGCUUAAAAUGAUUAAUAAAUCCUGCUUUAUAGAUGAGUGAUACUCCUUUAAUAAGAACAACUUCAUUGCAAAUCAGUAAAGAAAAAAUUGCGCAUAAAUGACAAUAUGUUUUUAAAAUACAUCUUUUGGCCACUUGGGGGCAGCAGAAACACCACUGUUAAAAUACUACCACCUUUUAACACUAUAUAAUUUAAAAUUUUGUUAUGCUUCUGGGUCAGGCCUCUGCCAUAACCUUUAGUGAGUGACCCGAGCAUUUCUAUUUGUGUGCUGGUAUGUUGGUCAUUGUUCAGUUGAAAAACAGCAGUUGUCGGUAGCAGCGGUAGUUUUCUUCUUUUGUGUACUUUAAAAACAAUGGCGAGUGGGACUGACCAGAGCUCUCAUGUUGGCAAAGCAGAAAACAGAGAAGACGUGUGAGUAGAUGUAGGAAGCAGAAUGAGAGCCAUACAAUGAGGACGUGGAGGUGCGCUUCAGGCCGCUUGCAGUUCUCGCAAUCUGCGUCACCACAACUUGUAGUCACAUUUCUGGGCAGGGGAACAUCAUCCGACGCAGAAGCGUAAAUCUGGCCUAAGCGGUUAGCUGUUGGUUAUUUUUAGGAGAACAUGAGCAACUAGUGGAGGAUGUCCCAACUUCACAUUCAGUUUUAGCUCUGUUUUUGGCCUCCAUUGGUUUCUGAGGGAAAAACAAAAAAUCUCUUUAAAUGUUCUCUGCAAAAUGCUCCAUUUUUGUUUUUGUGCGAAUCUGGACGGGUAGUUUUACAGUAUUGGUCUUGUCUUCUGUGACUGUAAACAUGGUCCUGGGAGAAGAGGCUACUUGGAUGGGUGGUGGUGAAACUUCUGCAGAAACAAGGUGCCUUUGUUUCACUUUACUCUUUGGAAAAAGAAUAUAUAAUAUAAUAAUAUAAUACAAUGUAAGAUGAUGUAACGUUCAUAAUAAUAACACUUCUCUGUGGGUUUCUUGCUGCAACCAAAAUCCUUAUAAUUACACAUAUGUUUAAAUAAUACACAUGUCCAAAUUUUUUUUUUUUUCAAACAAAUUGUGGGGGAUUUUUUAAAAAAAUAUAUAUAUAUAAAAAUGUCUAAUCAACUAAAGAUUUUGCGACCCCCUUGCAGUUCCUCCGUGGACUCCCUAGGGAUUGCGGACCCCCUGUUGAAGACCUGUGAUUUAAUUCAUUAUCACUGUAUACAUGUUAUAUUAUAGCUGCUUUAAUUCUUAAAACAGAGUUUCCACUACAUACGUCAGAUUAUUCGUAACCCGGAAACCAAGUUGUUCUUAUUACCGGAUCAUUACACAACCCAAGUUUUUUUUUUUAAUCGCUUUUUAUGAAUGUGUACAGCAGAAAACAGCU